Brienomyrus brachyistius is the source of this 627-nucleotide messenger RNA. Its product is annotated as histone H4. The transcript has a single exon. Gene Ontology annotation, biological process: nucleosome assembly. Lineage: Eukaryota; Metazoa; Chordata; Actinopteri; Osteoglossiformes; Mormyridae. The record is from RefSeq and is a predicted model, not a curated record. The coding region runs from base 16 to 327 and encodes 103 amino acids. Gene Ontology annotation, cellular component: nucleosome. Gene Ontology annotation, molecular function: structural constituent of chromatin; DNA binding; protein heterodimerization activity.
AACGCAAAAUUAGCUAUGUCUGGUCGUGGAAAGGGAGGUAAGGGGCUUGGAAAGGGAGGCGCUAAGCGCCAUCGUAAAGUCCUUCGUGACAACAUCCAGGGUAUUACUAAGCCAGCUAUUCGCCGUCUUGCCCGCCGAGGUGGUGUCAAGCGUAUCUCCGGUUUGAUCUAUGAAGAAACCCGUGGUGUGCUGAAGGUGUUUCUGGAGAACGUCAUUCGCGACGCCGUUACCUACACCGAGCACGCCAAGAGGAAGACCGUCACCGCCAUGGAUGUCGUGUACGCUCUCAAGCGCCAGGGCCGCACUCUGUACGGCUUCGGCGGUUAAGCGUGAACGCAACAGCGAGUGAAUCUACAAACCCAAAGGCUCUUUUCAGAGCCACCCACUUCAUCCUGAAAGGCAAAUCAAGUAUUGCGUGCUAUAACUGUGUGGGUGUUUCGCUUAAAGACAAUGGUGUGCGAAUGAACUAGCAAUUUCGCCGAGCAAAACGCUUGAAUCUAUAUCUCCUUAUCGAUGUUUCUACAUAACUGGUGCAGUAUGUGUAAAAUACAUGGAAACCGGCAAAAAAUGCGAGUUUAUGAACUUUAUUUUGAAGACUUUUCAUUAAAUAAAGUGGAAUAGAAUCCA